UCCGCUCGGACUCGGCCCCCGGCCCGCCCCUUCCAGCCCUAGGCGCCUCCUGCCCGCGGCUUGGCGCCGCCACUUGGGCGCUAGCUGCCGGGAGGCCGGCCCUGGGCCACCGCGCUGGCGCGCUCGACCCGGGACUGGGCAGGUUUGGGACGUCCGUCUGCCGUCGAUCGGGGAGAGUUUCCAGCCCCGCGGCCCCGGAAUGGGGCGGGCCCUGCUGCCGCUCCUGCUGUGGCUCUUCCUCCGCGCGCUCGGGAGGGGAGCUGUUGCAGAGGUGAGAGAAGAAACCAUGCCUGACCUGCCAUUGCCAGGAGGCCUGCAAGCUGACCACACAUCAUUUUCCCUUCCUCACACCAGUGGGUACCAGGUGGAGCCUGCCUUGUUUUCACCAGCCCAGCCUGGACGAGCCCAUACAGAAAAUGCAGCUCAUCCUGGGGUGACCUCUGCUGGAUCAAAACUCCUACCGCCUCUUGCAUUUAAUCAUACAAUUGGCCACAUAAUACUUUCUGAACAUAAAGAUGUCAAAUUUAAUUGCUCCAUCAAUAUACCUAACAUGUACCAGGACAUUGCAGUUAUUUCCUGGUGGAAAGAUGGGAAGGAGUUGCUUGGGGCACAUCAUGCAAUUACUCAGUUUUAUCCAGAUGACGAAGUUACAGCAAUAAUUGCUUCCUUCAGCAUAACCAGUGUACAGCGUUCAGACAAUGGGUCAUAUAUCUGUAAGAUGAAAAUAAACAAUGAAGAGAUUGUGUCUGACCCCAUCUACAUCGAGGUGCAAGGACUUCCUCACUUUACUAGACAGCCCGAGAGCCUGAAUGUCACGAGAAACACAGCCUUCAACCUCACCUGUCAGGCUGUGGGCCCUCCUGAGCCCGUCAACAUUUUCUGGGUUCAGAACAGCAGCCGUGUGAAUGAACAGCCGGAAAGAUCCCCCUCUGUUCUAACUGUUCCUGGUCUGACCGAACCAGCAGUCUUUAGCUGUGAAGCCCACAAUGACAAAGGGCUGACCGUGUCCAAGGGUGUGCAGAUCAACAUCAAAGUAAUUCCCUCCCCACCAACUGAAGUCAGUGUCUACAACAACACGGCACACAGUGUGCUGAUCUCCUGGGUCCCGGGUUUUGAUGGAUACUCCCCGUUCAGGAGUUGCAGCAUUCAGGUCAAGGAAGUUGAUCCGCUGAGUAAUGACUCUGUCAUGGUUUUUAACACCUCUGCUUCACCACAUCUGUAUCAAAUUGAGCAGCUGCAAGCUCUGGCUAAUUACAGCAUUGGUGUGUCCUGCAUGAAUGAAAUUGGCUGGUCUGCAAUGAGCCCUUGGAUUCUGGCCAGCACAACUGAAGGAGCCCCAUCAGUAGCACCUUCGAAUGUCACUGUGUCUCUGAAUGAAUCUAGUCAUAAGGUGGAUGUCAGAUGGAUCAAGCCUCCAAUCAAGCGGCAGGAUGGGGAGCUGGUGGGCUACCGGAUAUCUCACAUGUGGCAGAGUGCAGACACUUCCAAAGAGCUGUCUGAAGAAGUUGGCCAGAAUGGCAGCCGUGCUCAAAUUUCUGUUCAAGUCCACAACGCGACAUGCACAGUGAGGAUUGCUGCCAUCACCAAAGGGGGCGUCGGGCCGUUCAGUGACCCAGUGAAAAUGUUCAUCCCCGCACACGGCUGGGUAGAUUUUGCCCCCUCGUCAACCCCAGCACCUGGCAAUACAGAUCCUGUGCUCAUCAUCCUUGGCUGCUUUUGUGGAUUUGUUUUGAUUGGGUUAGUUUUAUAUAUUUCUCUGGUCAUCAGAAAAAGAAUCCAGGAGACAAAGUUUGGGAACGCCUUCACAGAGGAGGACUCCGAAUUAGUUGUCAAUUAUAUAGCAAAGAAGUCCUUCUGUCGGCGAGCCAUUGAACUUACCUUGCAUAGCUUGGGAGUCAGCGAGGAACUGCAAAAUAAACUAGAAGAUGUUGUGAUUGACAGGAAUCUAUUAAUUCUUGGAAAAAUCCUGGGUGAAGGAGAGUUUGGGUCUGUGAUGGAAGGAAAUCUAAAGGAGCAAGAUGGGACCUCUCAGAAAGUGGCCGUGAAGACCAUGAAGUUGGACAACUUUUCUCAGCGAGAGAUUGAGGAGUUUCUCAGUGAGGCAGCGUGCAUGAAAGACUUCAACCACCCAAAUGUCAUCCGACUCCUAGGUGUGUGUAUAGAAAUGAGCUCUCAAGGCAUCCCAAAGCCCAUGGUGAUUUUACCCUUCAUGAAGUAUGGGGAUCUGCAUACCUACUUACUCUAUUCCCGACUAGACUCAGGACCCAAGCAUAUUCCUGUGCAGAUACUACUGAAGUUCAUGGUGGACAUUGCCCAGGGAAUGGAGUAUCUGAGCAACAGGAAUUUUCUUCAUCGAGAUUUAGCUGCUCGAAAUUGCAUGUUACGAGAUGAUAUGACUGUCUGUGUUGCGGAUUUUGGCCUCUCUAAGAAGAUUUACAGUGGUGAUUACUACCGCCAAGGCCGCAUUGCUAAGAUGCCUGUGAAAUGGAUCGCCAUAGAGAGUCUUGCAGACAGAGUCUACACAAGUAAAAGUGAUGUGUGGGCCUUUGGCGUAACCAUGUGGGAAAUAGCAACACGCGGAAUGACUCCAUACCCUGGAGUCCAGAACCACGAAAUGUAUGACUAUCUUCUCCAUGGCCACAGGCUGAAGCAGCCCGAGGACUGCCUGGAUGAACUGUAUGAAAUCAUGCAUUCUUGCUGGAGAGCUGAGCCCUUGGACCGACCUACCUUUUCAGUGUUGAGGCUGCAGCUAGAAAAAUUCUUGGAAAGUUUGCCUGAAGUUCAGGACAAAGCUGAUGUCAUUUACAUCAACACACAGUUUCCCGAGAGCUGUGAGGACCCUGGAGAGGGCCCCGCACUUGCUCAGCUAGACAUGAACAUCGAUGUGGACUCUAUCAUCGGUUCUUGUGCUCCCAGCGCUGCCGUCAGUGUGGUCACGGCAGAGGUUCACGAGAAUAGAGCUCACGAGGAGAGGUACAUCCUGAACGGGGGCAAUGAGGAAUGGGGAGAUCUGGCUUCUGCUGCUCCAGCAACAGGCACGACAGGAAAGAACUGUGUUUUACCAGAGGACAGACUUGUGAAGAAUGGAGUCUCCUGGUCCCAAUCAAGCACGCUGCCCUUGGGGAGCCCGUCACCAGAUGGACUUCUAUUUGCUGACGACUCCUCAGAAGACUCGGAAGUCCUCAUAUGAGGAGAGCCAAAAGAGACAUUUGCAACUCAAGAAAAUUCUGCUUUAGGAGAAUCCCUAUACACUCCAUGUGUUUGGAACUUGUCUUCCUUACCAGUCAAGUGCCAUGGCAAUAAAGCACCAGGUGAAUGUUGUCAAGUAAGUCAUCAUUAAAAAUACAUAAUAUAUAUUUAUUUAAAAAGAAAAUACAUAUAUAUGUAUAUGCUGGGAAGAGACAAAGAUCUAUUUUAAUAAAACGUGACUUAUUUCACUUGCUUACCUUGCAGACCUAAAAUUUCAGCUUUAAUGGCCUCAUCUCUACAGCUGUUCCCUGAUGUUAACAUUUGCACAGUCAGUGUUAUUUUUUUUAAGUUCUUUUCUUUUUUCAUGACUAUUAAGUGUAAAAAUAAUUUGCAAAAUGAAAUGCUAUAUUUGACUUUGCUUCUGGUCUUAUGAAAGAUCUGAUAAUAUUACAUGAAUCAUCUAUUUGAUAAGAAUGAUUUAUUUAAUAUUUAAAGUUUUAUAACUGAUUAACUCUUUGAUAUGACUUCCUAAUAAAAUAUGAAGGAGAAAGGA
Messenger RNA from Nyctereutes procyonoides (raccoon dog), 3742 nucleotides. It is a transcript of the gene MERTK, whose product is annotated as MER proto-oncogene, tyrosine kinase. The transcript has 19 exons. Bases 200 to 3190 code for a protein of 996 amino acids. Lineage: Eukaryota; Metazoa; Chordata; Mammalia; Carnivora; Canidae. Gene Ontology annotation, biological process: multicellular organism development; cell migration; cell surface receptor protein tyrosine kinase signaling pathway. Gene Ontology annotation, cellular component: signaling receptor complex. The record is from RefSeq and is a predicted model, not a curated record. Gene Ontology annotation, molecular function: transmembrane receptor protein tyrosine kinase activity; ATP binding; protein binding.